CAUGAAUGUUUAAUAUAUUUUGAAGUGGAGAAACCCGGUUUUGUUUUAUUUAAAGGACUAUAUGUUCACGGCGGUAGGAUAUUUCUCCUAAAAUCCUAGCCUGCUCUACAUUAUUUUUUCCUCUGUUGGAAGCCAUGAUGGGAGCUUGAGAGUUCAGCUGGAGAGAGAAACGAGAAGAGAAGAUGAUUCCCCGGGACUUAACUGUCACACGAAUCUGUGCAUAUAAUUGAUCUUUGUAUAGCCAUUAUACAGUGAAGGUGGAGCCUGUCAGAUUUUCAGAUGUAUUUCUGCAAUCCAUUGACGACUAUGUUGAUUCGCUAGGAGGGUUUUGGAUCAAAAAGCUAGCUAGCUAGUUAGCUAGCACUAGCUAGCUACGUCUGAGUGGAUACUGCCUGCGAGGGUUGUCUUGCUGAAAUUCUUCUAGCGCUGGAGAGUUUUCUAUCCUUGCUGUCAAUCACGUUGGCUGCUAUUAAGCCAGGGGACUGGACCGUGUCUGGUAUCUUACCGUUCGGCGGGAGGAGAACUGUAUGCUUUUUCUUUGGAGGACCUGCAAGACAAAUUCCAGGAUUGGAAAGUCGGGCCUGCACAGAGGAGCAGAGCAAGGCCCGUCUUUAUGAUCCAGAAGAAGAAGCCAUUCUAAUCCUACUCACAACGACAACCACUGCUAGCUAGGCUAGCUAGCAGCUUGUCUGUCAGUGCGUGGAAGGGGCUGUCAAAAUCAAGAGAGCAAAGAGCGAUUGAGAGACAAAGCCAUUGUCAGCGAAAGCAAGAUUUCUUUUAAUCAUUUUAAAACCAUAGACUCCUGUCACUACAAUGGCUGCGAUUAUAAAAGAAAUGGUCAGUCGGAACAAAAGGAGAUAUCAGGAGGAUGGGUUCGACUUGGACUUAACAUAUAUCUAUCCCAAUAUAAUUGCAAUGGGCUUUCCUGCAGAGAGACUUGAAGGAGUGUACAGAAACAAUAUAGAUGAUGUUGUACGGUUUCUUGACUUAAAACAUAAAAACCAUUACAAAAUCUACAACCUCUGCGCAGAAAGACACUACGAUGCUGCCAAAUUUAACUGCAGAGUUGCACAGUACCCCUUUGAAGACCACAACCCCCCUCAGCUGGAGCUCAUCAAGCCGUUCUGUGAAGACCUCGACCAAUGGCUGAGCGAGGACGACAAUCACGUGGCCGCCAUCCACUGCAAGGCAGGGAAGGGCCGCACGGGCGUCAUGAUCUGCGCCUACCUGCUGCACCGCCGCAAGUUCCUGAAGGCACAGGAAGCCCUCGACUUCUACGGGGAAGUCAGGACAAGGGACAAGAAGGGAGUGACCAUCCCUAGCCAGCGUCGCUACGUCUACUACUACAGCUACCUUCUGAAGAACCAGCUGGAGUACAAGCCCGUGGCACUCCUCUUCCACAAAAUGGUGUUCGAGACGCUGCCCAUGUUCAGUGGAGGCACCUGCAGGGACAGUACCGUUAAAAACAGGAGCGAGCCAACCCCUCAGGGCUUCAAGAAAGGGAAUUGGCAUUGGGACCCCCAGUUUGUGGUGUACCAACUGAAAGUCAAGAUUCACACGUCCAACCCGGCUCACACAAGGCGCGAGGACAAGCACAUGCUCUUCGAGUUCCCCCAGCCACUGCCAGUGUGUGGAGACAUCAAAGUCGAGUUCUUUCACAAGCAGAACAAAAUGAUGAAGAAGGACAAGAUGUUUCAUUUCUGGGUGAACACCUACUUCAUCCCCGGACCAUCCCUGGAGGACAUCGGGGAGAAGGUGGAGAACGGGUCUGUGGUGAACGACGUGGACCCCCUGACCACUCCGCCUCAGCCCCCGCCGCCGCCACCGCCGCCUUCCUCCCAGGGCCAGGGGCCGCACCCCCGAGCACCCCCUGAGCGCAUGGACAGCGACAGGGACUACCUCAUUCUGGCCCUCACAAAGAACGACCUGGACAAGGCCAACAAAGAUAAAGCCAACCGCUACUUUUCCCCCAACUUCAAGGUGAAGCUUUAUUUUACAAAAACCGUGGAAGAGCCUUCGAAUUCCGAGGCAAGCACUUCGACAUCCGUCACUCCGGACGUUAGCGACAAUGAGCCGGAUCAUUAUCGAUAUUCCGACACCACUGACUCUGAUCCGGAAAACGAACCUUUUGACGAGGAGCAGCAUACACAGAUCACGAAAGUGUGAAACCUUUUAACAGCAAAGGAAAAGAUACACCAGAGGAAAAACAAGGAGAAAACUUGAAUAUGAACAUGAACUCAAAAGAAGAACCUUUUGUCCUUUCCCUCCUCCCCAACGGCAAUAGAGUAUCAUCAUGUCGAAUGCCAAUUUUAGGAGAAAAAAAAAUUAUAUCC
Molecule: messenger RNA, 2333 nt
Organism: Osmerus eperlanus (European smelt)
Lineage: Eukaryota; Metazoa; Chordata; Actinopteri; Osmeriformes; Osmeridae
Product: phosphatidylinositol 3,4,5-trisphosphate 3-phosphatase and dual-specificity protein phosphatase PTEN
Exons: 10
Coding region: 814-2166 (450 amino acids)
Biological process (GO): cell motility; regulation of phosphatidylinositol 3-kinase/protein kinase B signal transduction; negative regulation of cell population proliferation
Cellular component (GO): plasma membrane; cell projection; nucleus
Molecular function (GO): phosphatidylinositol-3,4,5-trisphosphate 3-phosphatase activity; protein tyrosine phosphatase activity; phosphatidylinositol-3,4-bisphosphate 3-phosphatase activity
Source: RefSeq, a predicted model, not a curated record